UAUUCUUUUAAUGGAAGACGUCCUAACUAUGACGGUCUCCGCGAUCAAGUCGCCGGCCGAAUCUUCUUCAUGUUAUCGUUGUGCGUUAUCGGCAGGAACAGAUCUAAGUUCUGGAGAAGUUUCAAUUUCAGAUGCUGAUGUUCGAAUUCUUACUUCUGGUGGAUUAAGAAUUCCCGUACAUGCUAGUGUUCUGGUUUCGGUUUCAUCUGUAUUGGCGAAGAUCAUAGAUCGACCCCAAAAGGAUCGGAACUCCAAGAAGAUCGUCCCCAUACUGGGCGUUCCUUGCGACGCGGUGCUCGCGUUUGUCCGAUAUCUCUAUUCUUCCAGAUGCUCGGAGGAAGAAAUGGACAAGUACGGGAUCCACUUACUGACGCUGUCGCACGUCUUCUCGAUACGCCAGCUAAAGCUGAGAUGCACUAGAGGGUUAGCUGCGCGUUUGACGAUAGAAAACGUGGUGGACAUGCUUCAGCUGGCAAGGCUCUGCGACGCGCCGGAUCUUUACCUCAAAUGUAUGAAGAUGGUCUCCAAGGACUUGAAGGCCAUCGAGAAGACGGAAGCAUGGAAGUUCUUGCAAGAUCAUGAUCCCUGGCUCGAGCUCGAGAUCCUACAAUUCCUCGACGAAGCCGAAUUGAGGCAGAAACAGAGGAUUAAGGAGAAGGAGGCGCAGAGUUUGUAUCUGCAACUGAACGAAGCGAUGGAGUGCCUGGAGCAUAUCUGCACUGAGGGGUGUACGAGUGUGGGACCUUAUGACAAGGAGCCGAGCAUGAGCAAGGGUCCUUGCCAGAAGUUCUCCACGUGUCAGGGAGUGCAGCUCUUGAUUCGACAUUUUGCCACGUGUAGUAGAAAGGUCCGUGGUGGUUGCUGCCGGUGCAGGCGGAUGUCGCAGCUCUUCCGACUUCACUCCUCCAUCUGCGACCAUGCCGAUACUUGCAAGGUUCCUCUUUGCAGGCAAAUCCAACCAAAAACGCAAUUAGGGAAAAAGGGUGAUGAUGCAAGGUGGAAACUACUUGUGAGGAAAGUGUUGGCGGCCAAAGUUAUGUCCUCUUUGAGGUUGCCCAACCCUAAAAGAAAGGACUUGGAACCAACAAGACUACAAGAGUAGGACUAGAAGGAGAACCGUACCAUGGAUGAUGACGAAAA
Messenger RNA from Telopea speciosissima, 1140 nucleotides. RefSeq names its product BTB/POZ and TAZ domain-containing protein 1-like. The record is from RefSeq and is a predicted model, not a curated record. The transcript has 5 exons. The coding region runs from base 11 to 1102 and encodes 363 amino acids. Gene Ontology annotation, molecular function: protein binding. NCBI's taxonomy places the organism in Eukaryota, Viridiplantae, Streptophyta, Magnoliopsida, Proteales, Proteaceae. Gene Ontology annotation, cellular component: nucleus.